AUGACCCGCUUCAAGCUGUCGCUGAAGUCAGAACCCUGGGCAUUCUUGAAUUCGAACAGUUUAGAUGAAAAUGUCACUGCCCAGGAUAGGAGGGUGUCUACCGAACUUGAGGUAAGGCGAGGUACCAAGCAAGGUACGUACAUCAUUUUCCCCACCCCGUUGUGGUCGUCCCUGAGGACUCCCAUCAGUGGAUCACUGGGUGGGCAAUUGGGAGGUGUGCUUCUUGGGGGUACGUCCCGGUUACCUAUCCUAGCGUGCCUCGAGAUUGGCUCCUUUCCGUUCCCCGACCCCCAAAGAGCUGUUGGCCAGCUGGUGGGUGGUGUGCAUCAUCCCUUCCUACCUACCUUUCUAGACUCUCUCUCACCUUGCCUCAACCUGUUUCCUUGCAUCCACAGGAGCGGUGCAGCAGCAGCGCAGGAAGCACGCACGCACCAGUACCCGACCGCAACUCACCUUACCUCUGCCGCCCUCAAGUGGCCCCGUCCUCAGCUGAAGGGGAACGACGACGUGCACCUGGCUGCAUUUCCGCCAUCCAAACCACCAUCUCCAAAUCUCCCAUUUUCCUCCCGUCGUGUCUCGCUUCUACAUUAG
Molecule: messenger RNA, 591 nt
Organism: Colletotrichum paranaense
Lineage: Eukaryota; Fungi; Ascomycota; Sordariomycetes; Glomerellales; Glomerellaceae
Exons: 2
Coding region: 1-591 (196 amino acids)
Source: RefSeq, a predicted model, not a curated record